CGCCCUCGUGCGAUCUCGCAUUCUCGAUUGCGUGAGGAAAAUUCGCCGCGAAUCUCUCAUGGUACGAUGAUGCUCCUUGUGCACGACUUUCGAUCGACCGCGACAUAAAAAGUACUUUAUGGUAGAAUUUCAUCUAGUGCAAAUUUGAGUGCGGAUUUGCGUGAAUCCUCGCGAAAAAUCGGAUAAUUAAAAUUGCACCCUCUUUUGAUUCGGCGAGAAGAUCCAUGUGCUCGCAGCAUGGCUAUCAUGCAGUCCUGUUGUUGUUGGCAAUCUGUACGCAGAGGCAGCUACGCUUGUGCUGUUUAUACCAUAAUAUACUUUGUACUGUUAGCAUUAACCACUGGUAUGAUUUUUCGAGAGGAAAGUCAAUAUCUCAAGGGGAACGUUUCUCAACCAGAGUCGUCCAGCUUUCUGGAAUCGGGGACCAUAUCGCCAACCACGGUUCAUUUCAACGGAAUGCUGCUUAUCUGCUCCUGCUGUGGCGUGUUGUGCAGUCUCCUUCUUUUGUACGGCUUGUACAAGGAUCACAAGAUAUUGCUGCUUCCAUGGAUUAUCGUAAUCAUCAUGUGUGGCAUCAUUGAUAUAGCGCAUUCGAUAUAUUUGUUCAUCGGCACACCCGAGUUUAAUCCAGCAAGAGUUAUGCUCUACACAUUAAAUUUCUUUCUACUUUGUUUAAACACAUAUUCGCUUUUAUGUGUCAUCUCGCAAUAUCAAGAGUACUCAGCUGGUCGCGGUACUGCUGCGCAUGACUACGAAUAUAGGGUCAGUAUUCCGAAAAUUUUGCAGAGGAAAAAACAGUGGGAUAAGGGACGAAAAGUUCCAGUGGUGAGAUACGUAACCCAACCACCGACUACGACCGCCACCACAUCGUGUUUAAGUUCGCGAAAAGGUGUCACCAACAAUGAAACAAAAGCUACACCGACUCAGAGUCCCACGGCAUGUCACAACCCUCUCUUAUCGGAGAAAAGUCCUACCGGGGGUAGGUUAUCAAGGAAGCACGUUCAGUUUCCAGAUACAUCGACAUCGCCAAGUCAGAUACCAGAGAUAUCAACAGCAAAAGUUCAAACAAAGUGUUCGCCGAAAAUUGAUCGCAAUAAUGCAAGAAUUUGGCUACAACCUAAUGAUGCUAUAACGAUCGUAGUUAGCCAGUCCUCUCCAUCGAGCGAUGAAGAGCAUGUCCAUUACUCGUAAAUAGUAUGAACAUACUCGAUACAAUUGUUAACAGUCCAAAUAUACAUAUACAGAGUGUUCAUUUGAAAAAUUUCCCCGCUAUUUAUUUUGUGACUAACUAAUUUUUACAAAAAAGGCCAAAAAAGAUUAAUUUUUUUGUGUCCCACUUAAUCUUUAUUUCUCUAUUUAAAAUUUUUAAAGCAAUAAAUAUCCUAACGGGAUAAAAACACUGUUCAAUCGCAUUUAUAUGUCAUUUUGAAAAUAAAAUUGAUCUU
Molecule: messenger RNA, 1445 nt
Organism: Camponotus floridanus (Florida carpenter ant)
Lineage: Eukaryota; Metazoa; Arthropoda; Insecta; Hymenoptera; Formicidae
Exons: 8
Coding region: 238-1191 (317 amino acids)
Source: RefSeq, a predicted model, not a curated record